This is a messenger RNA of Eucalyptus grandis, 1417 nucleotides long. RefSeq names its product transcription factor TCP12. Gene Ontology annotation, cellular component: nucleus. Gene Ontology annotation, biological process: regulation of secondary shoot formation. Bases 12 to 989 code for a protein of 325 amino acids. Gene Ontology annotation, molecular function: sequence-specific DNA binding; DNA-binding transcription factor activity. The transcript has a single exon. The record is from RefSeq and is a predicted model, not a curated record. NCBI's taxonomy places the organism in Eukaryota, Viridiplantae, Streptophyta, Magnoliopsida, Myrtales, Myrtaceae.
AUCGUCAAAGGAUGUUUUCCGCGAGCGGCGAUGGUCAUCACAGCCCGUUUCUUCCCACAGAAGAAGCCCUGGCGAUUGCCGAAUCUUCUCAAAAUCAAGAAGCGGGUGGCCGCCCCUCACCCUUCACUCACUUCCCUUCGGUGCCUAACCACAUCGAUGGCGUGUUAUCCUCUCUCCAUCACUACUUCUCGCAUCAACAUGUUGCACCACACGAUGCGGAUUUCACGAGUUUCGCGGCUUCCGAUCAGACGACGCCUCCGAAAUCUCGCGUCGAUGCAAAUGGGGUCAGGGUUGCUGAUCCCGCGAAGAACAAGAAAGCGUUGCCUCGGAAGAGGAACACCGGCAAGAAGGACCGGCACAGCAAGAUCCGGACGGUGCAAGGGCUGCGAGACCGGAGGAUAAGGUUGUCGGUGCAGGUGUCGAGGAAGUUCUUUGGUCUGCAGGACAUGUUGGGGUUCGAUAAGGCGAGCAAGACCAUCGAGUGGCUCCUCUCCAAGUCCAGGAACUCCAUCAAGGAGGUAGUGGGUCGAAACAUCACCAAGCAGAAAGAUUGCGGCGGUGAUGUAAAGGCGGCUCAAGCUGAAGCUGAAGCAGAACACGAACAAGAACAAGAUGUUAGCAAUAGGAAAGAGAAAAUAAAAUCUUGCGAUGCUAGGGAAAGGGAAAACGCGAGGGAGAGAGCAAGAGAGAAAAACCCAAAUGCUUCGGUGUUCUCCGGUGCUGAUGGUUUAUGUGCCCACCAGCAACCGAUCAACAACGACGACUCGGCACAAGAAUAUGGGCAAUUCGCGUCAGAGAUGGACGAUUCAUUGAGCAUGAUCGACAAGCUCUUGUGUGAUGCCGCAGCAGCGACAAGCAGUGCCGGGAUGGCGAACUACUAUCCUGAAACGAGCGGUCUGAGUCCUGCGAUGAGAAGCACGGAUCUCCUGGCAGGUAUCAUUCAAGAGUUUGACAGUAACUCCUUUCUUUGGCCAAGAACAGAACCCUAGAUCACAAAACACUAUUUCACGAGUUCUAUAAAAAUCACUGAAAAUGAAAAGAAGAUCGAAAGGCCAAACUGGAGCACCUCUUCUGAUCCUCCCUGCGAUCAGACGAUUCUUCUUAUGUCGCCAUCUCAAACCACACUAGGUGAUGUCUUAGAGGUGGGUUGUUUUGUGUAAUUUCCAUUUUGGGAGCAAAAAACAUUUUCUGGAGUGCUAUGGUUUGUGCAUCGUAUUUCUGCAAAUCCCUUUGGUUAUCCUUUCUAUAGUUUUCUAAUCCCUAGGCACAGGUGGAUAUCAUGCCUGGAAUGGUUUCUCAUGUCAAAGCAAUUCAAUGUGAGAGCUGAAUGAUGAGUUUUGUUUAGAAGCAGUUGUUUUUAAUAUCUUCAUAGCACUCUUUUUCUUAGCAGAAAAAAUUGCAGCUCAAGUACAAAACA